Messenger RNA from Lepus europaeus (European hare), 5985 nucleotides. RefSeq names its product piggyBac transposable element derived 1 (gene PGBD1). Gene Ontology annotation, molecular function: sequence-specific DNA binding. Bases 2379 to 4814 code for a protein of 811 amino acids. The record is from RefSeq and is a predicted model, not a curated record. The transcript is spliced from 8 exons. NCBI's taxonomy places the organism in Eukaryota, Metazoa, Chordata, Mammalia, Lagomorpha, Leporidae.
AGCUGCGCGUUGAGUGCCGGCACCGGGAGACCAGAGACCGUUGACUCCCGGCUGUAGGUGUGAGAAGCGCUCUCGGCCCUUGUCCUCGUCGCAGAGAGCCCCGGGGAGACUCACCCGGCCAGCGAGACGCCGCGGCACGGCCUCUGGGGAGACUGGCCGGCACCUCCCGGGCCUCCGCGUUCCGGUGGGGACGAGCCUUUCGCGAGGUCGGCUACAUCUUUGUUGUGUACAGUCCCUAAACUUUAAUGGUCUGUUAGCCAGCAGUUAAACACACACGCGUAUUGAGUGUCUACCGUGUGCCAGGCUCUAUGCAAGGUGCAGGGGUGCAGUCUUAGAUACAGCCCGCCCCCUCCGCCCGAGGGUGCCCUGGCUACUGGCAUCUCGGGUGCAUCUGCGUGCCUUCGUCAAGAAGUCCAGCAGUGUUUGUUGACUACCAGGCCGUCCUGGUCCAUCGCCUCCGCCCACCCAGGGACCCCGGCCGCGUCCGCUUGCUGGCCCAGCGCCUUAGUUCAGCACUGUGCCCGCGUUCGGCCAUUGCCUGGACACCGUGUCCUGGCUGGGCCGAGGCGGCGGGGGCAGGGAUGACUCCCCGGGCACCUGCGGCCGCGCCCGGCGACCUGCCAGCCCUCAGCUCCCGAGGAGGCCCGGCCGUCUCUGCAAAUGCACAUUAUGAAAAAACUGCAUAGGCAGAGUUAGACUGAGAGAGAGAGAGAAACAGAGAGAAAGGUCUUCCUUUUUCCGUUGGUUCACCCCCCAAGUGGUCACUACAGCCGGCGCGUGGCGCUGAUCUGAAGCCAGGAGCCAGGUGCCUCCUCCUGGUCUCCCAUGUGGGUACAGGGCCCAAGCACUUGGGCCAUCCUCCACUGCCUUCCCAGGCCACAGCAGAGAGCUGGACUGGAACAGGAGCAACUGGGACAGAAUGUGGUGCGCCAACCGGGACUAGAACCUGGGGUGCCGGCGCUGCAGGCGGAGGAUUAGCCUAGUGAGCCGCAGUGCCGGCCCUUACAUAUAUUUUUUAAACAUUUAUUUAUUUAUUUGAAAGGCGGAGUUACAGAGAAGCAGAGAAAGAGAGAGAGAGAGGUCUUCCAUCUGCUGGUUCACUCCCCAAAUAGCCACAAUGGCUGGAGCUGAACUGAUCCGAAACCAGGAGGCAGGAGCUUCUUCCAGGUCUCCCAUGAGGGUGCAGUGGCCCAAGGAGUUGGGCUGUCUUCUCUCCCUGGCCAUAGCAGAGAACUAGAUUGGGAGUGGAACAGUCAAGACUCGAACCGGCGCCCAUAUGGGAUGCCAGCACAGCAGGAAAUUUGUUUAUUUUGAAAGUCAGAGUUAAGAGAGGAAGAGAGAGAUCUUCCAUCCUCUGGUUCACUCCCCAAAUGGCUGUAGCGGCCCAAGCUGGCCAGGCCAAAGCCAGGAGUCAGGAGCUUCAUCUGGGUCUCCCAUUUGGGUGACAGGGUCCCCAAACACUUGGGCCAUCCUCUGCUGCCUUUCCCAGGCUAUUAGCAGGGAGCUGGAUUGGAAGUGGAGCAGCUGGGACAAAAACUCCCACCCAUAUGGGAUGCCAGCAUUGUAGGUGGUGGCUUUCCUUGCUGUGCCACAAUGCCGGUCCCUUGUCUUUUAAUUUCAUUUUUCCAUUAACUUUUUGAAGUACCCUCAUAUAGCUGCAUUCAACUGGUGAAUCAUCUGGGCACUAGGCCUAGGUGGGCUUUAGCUUGGAAGCCUUGGUUUUGAUCCACGUGAACUCUAUAUGGCCAGCUUGGGCUUCCUCACAGUAUGGCAGUGUGCCAAGAGCUGUAGGGACAUUUUCUCUCUUGCAGUGUCAUUUCUGCCACUUUUCAUUGGUUAAAACACAUCAGGGAAGGAGAAAUAGACUCCACCUCCUGCUGGAGAAGUGAGUGGAAAAUUCUGAUUGCAAAAGGUGUUUGGGGAUAGGAGACUUAUAGUCUACCACACCUACAUUUAAACUAAAAUACUCAAUAUGCAGAGAUAAGUGAAUUCCAGGACUGUAUUAUCCAUCCACAAAGACACCUGUGUAGGUCUUUCCCGGUAAAGUGACCCCUUUCCUCUGCUGAAGUGUAAGGGGCUCAAGCAUUUUUGUUGUUAACCCUUCUUCCCUCAUUCUAUAUCCCUUUUCUCUAGGUUCAACCCCUUUAGUGUUCAAGGAAUACUUAGGGUUCAAUUCUCCAAUAGUUGAGGCAAGCAGUCUCAAUUUUUGAGUGUGUCCUACAGUGAGAACAAAGAUAUAAGUUAAGUUGCACAGUUUUGAAGCUUUUGUAAUGUACAUGUUAUUGAUCAGUUCCUAUGCCUGAGAUGUAUAUUUGGGAAAACAUUCUGGAAGCAUAGACCUUAGAUAAGUGAACCUUUUUCUAGCCUCUAAACUCAACAUGUAUGAAGCUUUGCCAGGCUCUGCUCCUGAAAAUGAAGAUGGCCUUGUGAAAGUGAAGGUGGAAGACCCCACCUGGGAGCAGGGGUACAGCUCCCAGGAGGGCAGCCCCCACACUCAGGAGCUUUGCCGCCUACGUUUCCGGCAGUUCUGCUACCAGGAGGCACCUGGUCCCCGAGAAGCUAUGGCACAGCUCCGAGAACUUUGUCGUCAAUGGUUGAGACCAGAGAUGCACACGAAAGAGCAGAUCCUGGAGCUGCUGGUGCUGGAGCAGUUCCUGACCAUCCUGCCCAAGGAACUGCAGGCCUGGAUGCAGAUGUAUCCUCUGCAGAGUGGGGAGGAGGCAGUGACCAUGCUGGAGAAUCUUGCGACAGAACGUGGAGACGCGGGACAGCAGGCCUCUUUCUACAUUCAGGGACAAGACAUGCACCUAGUGGUAACAGAAUAUCAAGGAACCUCUUUGGAGUGUCAGGGUCUCCAGCUGUUGCCUGAGGUAACCACCCUGAAGUGUGAACCUCCACAGCUUCCCCAAGAAGUGAGUGGGUUUACUCCUCAGGGACCAGCCAUUCUCCAGGAAGAAAGCUCCAGAGACAAAGCAGCAGUGCCUGAGCUAAACCCAGCCAGGUUCCAGAUGUUGGUGAAGACCGAGGGAGAGGGAAGUCCAGCUUUUGCCCCUGAGGGGUGGUCACGUCUGGCUCUGGCAAAGAAGAACCUGCAUGAGAACUUGGCCCAGAAGAUGACCUGCGUCAGUCUGAUGAAUGAAGAAAUUGUGACUAAAGAUGGAUUGACUAACGUAGAGCAAGAAACUUCCAAAGAAAUGGAACAGGGUGGAAAGACUUCAGCAGAACCCAACAGCGUGUACUCUUUUUACUUUCCCAGAGAUUGCACACCUCACAUCCCUUGUAGUACUGCUGUUCCCACUGAAAGGACGGUCUCCCAUUUGAACACGCUGAAGGCCCGUCUCCCACGGGAUUCGUGGGCCCGGAUGCACAUCGCAUCCUUGCAGUAUGCCGCAGGAGACAUUACCCGGAAAGGGAGAAAAAAGGACAAAGCUCGAGUGAGUGAAUUGCUCCAAGGACUCGCAUUUUCUGAUGACUCAGAUGUGGAGGAAGAUAACGAGUCCGAGACCCAGCCUGCUCAAAAGAAGCCGAAGGUGUCUGGUGUCCCAGAGAGGAACUGGACUAAACGAGACAUUCAACCCAACUUUCCAAGCUGGUCGGCAUUGGAUUCUGGACUUUUAAAUCUCAAGAGUGAAAAGUUGAACCCGGUAGAGCUCUUUGAGUUAUUUUUUGAUGAUGAAACAUUCAAUUUGAUUGUCAAUGAAACCAAUAAUUAUGCUUCUCAAAAAAAUGUCAACUUGGAAGUCACAGUUCAGGAAAUGAGGUGUGUGUUUGGUGUCCUGCUUUGGAGUGGAUUUGUAAGGCGUCCCAGGAGGGAAAUGUAUUGGGAAGUCUCUGAUGCUGAUCAGAACCUGGUCAGAGAUGCCAUUAGAAGGGAUAGAUUUGAAUUGAUUUUCUCAUACUUGCAUUUUGCAGAUAACAGCCACCUAGAUCAAAAGGAUAAGUUUUCAAAAUUGAGGCCUCUCAUAAAGCAAAUGAAUAAAAAUUUCCUCUUGUAUGCCCCCCUAGAAGAAUAUUACAGCUUUGAUAAAUCAAUGUGUGAAUGCUUUGAUAGUGACCAAUUCCUGAAUGGAAAGCCUAUUAGAAUCGGCUAUAAAAUUUGGUGUGGCACAACCACACAGGGUUAUCUGGUUUGGUUUGAGCCCUAUCAAGAAGAAUCAACUAUGGAGGCAGAUAAGGAUCUUGAUCUUGGAUUAGGUGGAAAUCUAGUGAUGAAUUUUGCUGAUGUCCUUUUAGAGAGAGGUCAGUAUCCCUAUCACCUGUGUUUUGAUAGCUUCUUUACAAGUGUCAAAUUAGUGUCAGCUUUGAAGAAAAAGGGCGUGAAGGCAACAGGAACAAUACGUGAGAAUAGGACUGAAAAAUGUCCACUGAUGAACACAGAACAUAUGAGAAAAAUGAAGAAGGGGCAUUUUGAUUUUCGAGUGGAAGAAAAUGAUGAGAUAAUUUUGUGCCGUUGGCAUGGUGAUGACAUUAUCAGUCUGUGCUCCAAUGCUGUAGGCAUAGAACCAGUUAGUGAGAUAAGUUGUUUUGCUGAUGAUAAAGAGAUCCCUCAGGUAAGUCAACCGUCCAUUGUGAAAUUGUUUGAUGAAUGCAGGAAAGGUGUAGCUAAAAUGGAUCAAAUUAUUUCCAAAUAUAGGGUAAGAAUAAGGAGCAAGAAGUGGUACUCAAUUUUGGUGAGCUACAUGAUUGAUGUAGCUAUGAACAACGCAUGGCAGUUACACAGAGCCUGCAACCCAGGUGCCUCUCUAGACCUACUGGAUUUUCGAAGAUGCGUUGCCCAUUUCUACUUGGGACAUGAUACUAAUCUGCCAGAUUAAGGCAGAUAAAAUGGAAGUAGAAUGGACCUUAACAAGACACAGAAAAUUUUAACUACACAUUAGAUUGUAUCCUACCAAAGCAAAUUUGAUGUAUAUAAUGAAACUAAGUAAUUAAGUAGUAUUUUUAAAUCAGAUGUUUAUAUAGAAUUUCAAAUACUAUUAUAAAAAUUACCUGUGAAAAUGUUGAACUCCAGUGGUACCUUUCUCUGUCUAAUUUUGUGUCAGGUGUGGGAAAUCACUUAUUUGCUGGAUUAUUUUGUGCAGUUAAAAGAAUGAAAUCCUGCCUCUUUAAAAACAUUUUCUUUAGAGAAUGCCAAUUUAAAAAUGGAGGCAAUGUCAGUACUAUAGAAUGGCACUAAAUCUACAGUCCAAAAUAGAAGUAGAGCCCAUAAACAGUAAUGAUCUAAAUAAAACAUGGGUGAUAAGAGGCUGAAGACUCCAGCAUUGGUGAGAAAACUGGGUCAGGUUGUGGGUAGGUGAGGAGAGCCGUCUGGAUGUUCAGAGAGGAGAGAACCAUGAAGAAAAGUCCAAAGGUAGAGCAAUGCCUGUGGUAUGCAAAGUGGGUCCUGCUCCAACUGUGAGUUAGCAGCAGAAGUCAAAAAAGGGAGAGAGUCAUGAGUUAAGUUGACAUCAUACUCCUGAUGAAACUACUGAAGGAGAUUAGUGAAUGGGUCUGGAAUUAGGGUCACCAGUGAUAGAUAAUCCAACGAGAAAUGGAAAAGGCAAACCGUAGGAAUUGUGACUUCCUCGUGUUAAAAUCUGGUAUUAGUCUACCGGGUAAAGGAAGACUGAUUCCCUGAUUCCCUCAUUUCCAUGGGUUAUAAUCACAGUAACUUCAUUUGCUUUCAAUUCCUACCAUUUAUAGUCCCAUUCCUGACAGAAAGGCAAGUGAUGAGGCUUGAAUUCUUGACAUGCAUAGUUGUGAUGGAAGUGUAAGCCAUGUGUAAACAGACAAAUUCACAGAUUCAACACAAGAUUCUCAAAGAAAAUAGAAGGUCAUUAUUUUCUGUAAUUGGUCUGGCUAGUUUCUGCUUUGAAGUGAUGAAGUGUCUGGUAUAUGUAAGAGCCCACCUACAAAAGUCCCAUUGCAGAAGAGGUCAACACCUUUAUUAUUUUUUUUAAGAUUUAUUUAUUUGAAAGUCAGUUAGACAGAGAGAGAGAAGGAGAGGCA